Rhincodon typus (whale shark) is the source of this 2774-nucleotide messenger RNA. Its product is annotated as NACHT, LRR and PYD domains-containing protein 3-like. Gene Ontology annotation, cellular component: cytoplasm. The record is from RefSeq and is a predicted model, not a curated record. The transcript has 10 exons. NCBI's taxonomy places the organism in Eukaryota, Metazoa, Chordata, Chondrichthyes, Orectolobiformes, Rhincodontidae. The coding region runs from base 484 to 2625 and encodes 713 amino acids.
CAGUGAGACUCGGAAAGGAUUGAUGCGAGGAAAGAAUGGAGAUAGAUUUGCCUUCUUUGUAUUAAUUCUGUGAGGCAACAUUGAUCAAAGAUGUUGAAGACUCAAGGAUGCUUUCCGUCAGUUUUCUGUUGAUUGAAAAUGAAGUGGUUGGUCAAGAAUUGGGGCAGUUUUCCACAUUUUCAGUCAUUUCCUGAUAUCAUGUGGAACGAAUCAAAUUGGCUCAAGGUUGGACUUGUUAUGCACCAGACCAGACCCGGACCCAAGCUAUUGAAAUGAACUUGAUUGGAAAUGGAAUUUCUUCAGGAGGAACAAGGGGUUAAAAAACAAAGAACGCUGUCCACAGUGGUGCAGUUAUUUUACAGAACACUUCUCUGUAAUUGGGGAGACUUGAGUUCCGACCUCCUGCCUCAGAGGUGGGGACAUUACCGCCACACCAUAGAAGGCCUUAAAGUGAAGUUACUACUGAGCGGAAUUUGGCGUUAGAUGACCUGUAAUGGAAAUUUGGAAUGGGAACUUAUGAGCUGUUCUGGUGAUGGACUGAAUUCACCAGGAGAAACAGAAACGACCGGAGUAAGCAACGUCAUAACAAGGACUAGAGCUUGGAUGUCAAAUGAGGCAAGCGAAAGAAUAGCCAAUAUGAAAGAAGUCAAUAAAUCAGACUUUAUACACAACACUGAUGAAGUCGAACAGACAGAGCAGUUGGCCACUGGAACUGAAACAGACUUUGGUUGUUUUCAGCAAUUGUUAAGUUACCUCUGUUGUGAAUACCGGAGUGUGGAUUUGAAAGAAAAUCAGGCAAUUGUAGCAGUUGAAAACUACUCGUCCCACUACUGUCUCUCCAACCCCACAUUCACUCCUCCCUCACAUGAUUCCAGUUCUGAGGAUCAUCAUACACCAAGGGCAGCCUUCCCAACAAUGCCGGAUAUGACAGGUUUGAAAGAUAUGGAGCUGCAGGAUGUCAAGCAGGAUCAGGCAUCAGCUGUACAAGGAAGCACAGGAGGCGCUCAAAUACUGCAGGCGAAGCAAAGUGGGGAAGAGCUCAAUCAUUCAAAAGACUUGAAUGCAAAACAGCAGCAAGAAGAACUCCAGGAAACCAGCUCGACGUUCGAGAAUGACUCCCGUCUCCAGGACUGCACUGACCACAAGGCACAGGAGUAUUUCUGGAAGGUUUUUCAAAGUGAAGAAGUUGCGGCGGAGGCUUGCAGACACACGAAGGAGAGUAGAAGUGUCUACAACUUGCGGGCAAACCCUUCUUACUGUGAGACUGUUGACACAUCCCUGGACUUUUUGUUCACAUACCAAUGCCCCCCCGGGGAGAGGCCUCCAGUGACCAUUGCCUACUUGCUAAUGACUUUUGUCUUCACAAUGUUCACUGGUAGGUGCAGAUGGGGAAAAGACCACAUUCCAAUUCUGCUGAAAGUCUGUGAAUUAGCCUACGAAGGAAUCUGUCAGGAGACUUCUGUUCUCGAGGAAUCUUCCUGUCAUCAGAGGCUCACUCUAUCAGAAUUGCGAUCCCACAUCCCGGCAGAGAUUUUGGAGGGGGAGGAAUUUGCUGGUGGGGUCACAUACAGAUUCCCUCAUCCACCGGUUCAGGGUUUCUUGGCUGCGGUGGGUCUGCUUGUGAAUGCUGAUCCCGAAGAGCUCAUCAGUGUCCUGGAGAAGCAUUAUGAUGAGAGAGACGCGCAGUUUGUAGUGUUUCUGCGAUGUCUCUUCGGCCUUUGCUCUCCAGCCCUGUCUCAGCUGCUGAAGGAACUCCUGGGUCCUGUACCGGGUGAAACCAUUUGCAAGUUAACUGCAUUCUUGGAGCUGAGAAUCCAAGCGGGGAUUCAAAACAUGAACAGUGAGCUGGACAAAGUAGAUCUUCUGAAGACAUUGUGCAACCUAUAUGAAUCUCAGAACGAAGAACUGGCCAGGAGGACUGUUGGUUCCACGAAGCAACUAGCAUUUGGAGGGUGGAAACCUGUAAAGUUGACUCCCAUAAAUUGUAUGGCUAUUGCAGUCGGAAUACAACUAUGCCACACGGUUGAAGACCUCAAUCUCAAUAACUGUUAUAUUGAGGAUGAUGGAUUGCGUUGCUUAGCACCAGUCCUACAUCGGUGUAAAGUGCUGAGAUUAAAUGAGAACAAAUUGAGUGACAUGUCAUCUGAAGGAUUGUUUGCUGCAUUGACCAGGACAGACUGCAAAAUACAUACGUUGGAGUUGUGGGGUAACCAUUUUACCCAUGUGUGCGCUGAACACCUGGAGUCAGCUCUCCGUAUUAACCAGACACUCGAAACACUGGUUUUGAGCCACAACAGUCUGGGUGAUUUGGGAGCCAGAAGAUUGACUGUAGCACUAAUCGAUCCUGGCUGCAAAAUCAAGAUAUUGAGAUUGGAUUGCAAUAGUCUCACUGAUGACUGUGCACAGGAUAUUGACUUGUCCGUUAGUGCAAAUUGGACCAUGAAGGGCUUGGACGUGGACGGUAAUUAUUUCAGUGAUAAAUCCAUUCUUCCAUUCACACGUCUCAUAAAACGCAACACAGGAUUGAAGUGGAUCAGGUUGGCUGGUAACAAGUUUUCGUUAUUUGGAAGAACACAACUGAGGUCAUUGCAACUUCUAAGAGAAGGCUUUGAAGUGUGGGUGUGAACUGUAUGCAAUUAUGAGACUUGCAAUGAACAUGAAGAAAUGCAUAUCCUUUCUUUCUGUAUUUCACUUGCAGUGCAAGGAUACUUCUGUAUUAAUCUGUAAAUAUUACAUAUACAAUUAACUGUUGUAAUUAUAUUUGUACUAAGGUA